AUGGUGGACCUCUUCCUAAACCGAGUUCUGGUAGAGAACAACUGGGACCAGGAUGAACUCAACACGGAGCGAGAGAUCAUCGGGAUCCUGGAAAACCGCAUCCUGAUGCUGUUCUUUGCAUCUGGCGAGUGCGACAAAUGCCAGGAGUUCCUGCCUGUUCUGAAUGACUUUUUCAAGAGACUAAAAGAUCCAGCGUACAUCGAAUACCCUAAACUGCUCACACUUGUCUACAUCAGCUUGGACAAAUCGGAGGUGCAGCAGGAGAGAUUCCUCAAAGAGCUGCACAAAAAGGUUCUGUUCUUGGCCUUUGAGGAUCCAUACAGGAAAGAGCUACAGGCCAUGUUUAAGGUGAAGGACGUACCAACAGUUGUGGUCCUUCGUCCUGACGGCUCCGUCCUGUCUCCAAAUGCUGUGCAGGACAUCUGUAGUUUCGGCUGCGACUGUUUCCGAGACUGGCAGGAAGCGGCGGAGCUCGUUGAGAGGAGCUUCAUGCUCAAUGAGGAUUUCGACAACCUAAAUAUGCGCAGUGCCACUGACCCUUUGAGGAGACUCAAGUACAAGACAGAGGACGACAAGAGGAAAAAUAAAUGGUGGACGUUAUGGGGGAAGGGCAAAGAUGGAAAUGAAGCGGAGGAAGAGAAAGACGGAGUGUCGGAUAGAAAUAGAAAGGAUGGAGACAAAGGAACAUGGUGGAGAAGAUGA
Messenger RNA from Cottoperca gobio, 702 nucleotides. RefSeq names its product nucleoredoxin-like protein 1. The transcript is spliced from 3 exons. Bases 1 to 702 code for a protein of 233 amino acids. Gene Ontology annotation, biological process: photoreceptor cell maintenance. The record is from RefSeq and is a predicted model, not a curated record. NCBI's taxonomy places the organism in Eukaryota, Metazoa, Chordata, Actinopteri, Perciformes, Bovichtidae. Gene Ontology annotation, cellular component: mitochondrion.